AUGCCCCAGGCCGACGAUACACUCGCACACCUCGCCAGCAUCUCGCUCCCCUCCCACUCUCCCGCCCCCAGCCAAUACACGCCCCACCUCGCCCCCGCCUUCACCCGCAUAUACGACGCCCUCGAAAACCUCAAACACGCCUCCACCGCCUCCUCCCACGCCUCCGCCGCCCAAACCCAGGCCUUCUUGGAGCUGGAGAGGACGGUCAGAGCGCUGAAUGCGGGCAUAGUGGAUGAUGUGCAGAGGGCGGUGGAGGAGGGGGUAAGGAAGGGGGUGAGGGAGGGGAUGGAGGGGAUGGUGCUGAGGGUGGAGUGGAAAGAGCCGGGGGUGGGGUGUGCGCAUCCUCAGCCUCAGCCUCAGGCCCAGCAGGGGCAGGGGCAGCAGCAGCAGAGGGAAGAAGUGAGGGCAGCGCCGGUGAAUGCGACUGCAGGCCCGUCAAGACCAGCAAACAAUACUUCCUCGCCUACGGCCUGGAACCUGAGCGGCCUAACAGGCCUCGGGAACCUAUCCAGCGCCGCCGAAACCUCCCAACUCUCCAGCCUCUUCUCCCUCGCCCAACAAUCCCAACAAUCCCAAUCCAUCCCCCAUCCCGCUGUCCACACCCCCUCCCACCCCCACCCCCACCCCAUCCCCCCGUCCAGCGACACCCCCCUCUCCUCCUUCUCCCUCAGCACGCCCUCGCAAAACUUCACAAUGUCCCGCGAAGUCAAAUCCGUGCCCGACCUCUGGAAAGAAUACACCAUCGGCUGGGACGGCCAGCCCGCCGUGCGCGAUAUCUACGAGGGCAACCCCCGCAAACGCCGGCGCGGCAAGCGCUUCCGCGACGAUAGCGAGCGGAAAUUCUACAGACGCAGAAAGAAGGUGUUGGAGAUGGUGGAAGCUUUGGUGGAGAAGGGGGUGGGGGAGGAGGAGGCGGUGGAUAGGGUGGAGAGGCUGAGGGAGAGGAGGAAGUGUACGCUGAACAAGUUGGGGGAGAUUAUACCGGAGAUGACGAGCGAGGAGAUUGCGUUGGUUUAG
Messenger RNA from Cryptococcus wingfieldii CBS 7118, 1017 nucleotides. RefSeq lists its product as hypothetical. The coding region runs from base 1 to 1017 and encodes 338 amino acids. Lineage: Eukaryota; Fungi; Basidiomycota; Tremellomycetes; Tremellales; Cryptococcaceae. The transcript has a single exon. Gene Ontology annotation, biological process: positive regulation of ribosomal protein gene transcription by RNA polymerase II. Gene Ontology annotation, molecular function: DNA-binding transcription factor activity, RNA polymerase II-specific; RNA polymerase II cis-regulatory region sequence-specific DNA binding. The record is from RefSeq and is a predicted model, not a curated record.